Messenger RNA from Punica granatum (pomegranate), 1856 nucleotides. The record is from RefSeq and is a predicted model, not a curated record. NCBI's taxonomy places the organism in Eukaryota, Viridiplantae, Streptophyta, Magnoliopsida, Myrtales, Lythraceae.
UCUCUCUCUCUCUCUCUCCCGGCCUUGGUCUCGGUGUUCCGCAAGGCUCCAACUUGGAGAGAGGUCCCAUGCUCUCCCUCUCUCUCCUCUCCUAGGGUUUCCCGGUCCCCCUCUGCCAGAGAUUUACCCUUCACCUCGAGCUGGUCGCGAGUGGGAUUUUAGUGUGUACAAUCAGCGGGAGGGCGGUCGGUCGGUCGGUCAGUCAUGUGAAUUCUGGAUCCCCCGAGGUUAGGGUUUAUCGGAGGUGAGGUGACUAGGGGUUAAUCUGCCACAAUGCCAGCUCGCAGAUCGAAAUCGGAGAAGCAGGAUGCCGCGCAGCAGCUCCGGCGGGAUCCUUACGAGGUCCUUGGCGUCUCCAGGAACUCCACCGAUCAGGAAAUCAAGAGUGCUUACAGGAAGAUGGCUCUCAAGUACCAUCCUGACAAGAAUGCAAAUGAUCCCAAAGCUGCGGACAUGUUCAAGGAAGUCACUUUUUCCUAUAACAUCUUGUCUGAUCCAGACAAGCGACGCCAAUAUGACACCGCUGGUUUUGAGGCCGUUGAAGCCGAAAGCCAGGAACUAGAGUUAGAUCUUUCAAGUCUGGGUGCAGUAAAUACGAUGUUUGCAGCACUUUUUAGUAAACUUGGAGUACCUAUUAAGACCACUGUAUCUGCAACAGUCCUAGAGGAGGCACUCAAUGGGGUAGUCACGGUUCGCCCACUUCCAAUUGGACAACCCGUCUCCAAAAAGGUUGAAAAGCAAUGUGCUCACUUCUAUUCUGUCACAAUAACAGAGGAGGAAGCACGGGCUGGCUUUGUGUGCCGAGUGCACUCUGCCGAGAAAAGCAAAUUCAAGUUAUUGUAUUUUGAUCAGGAAGACAAUGGUGGAUUAAACCUUGCAUUGCAGGAGGACAGCACAAAAACCGGCAAGGUUACAUCAGCAGGAAUGUUCUUUCUUGGAUUUCCUGUUUAUCGGUUAGAUCAAACAGCCAACUCGUUGUCUGCUGCAAAGGAUCCUGAUGCUGCCUUCUUCAAGAAAUUGGAUGGGUUCCAGCAAUGCGAAAUAACCGAAUUGAAGCCUGGGAUGCAUGUGUUUGCUGUCUAUGGUGAUAAUUUCUUUAAAAGUGCAAGCUACACAAUUGAAGCCCUCUGUGCUGCACCUUUUACUGAAGAAAAGGAUCAUCUCAGAGCUGUGGAGGCUCAGAUUCUUACAAAAAGGGCAGAGUUGUCAAAGUUCGAGAGUGAAUAUAGAGAGGUGCUAGCACAGUUCACAGACAUGACAAGUAGAUAUGCACAAGAAAUGCAAGCGAUUGAUGAGCUACUAAAGCAGAGGAACGAGAUUCAUGCCUCGUACACUUCCUGUCCGCCAUUGAAGAGGAGCAUCAGUAAAAACAAGAGCAAGACUUCCCCCAAGGAAUCCAAGGAAGAUGCUCAGACGAGAGAGAGGAGAAAUUCGACAAGGGACAGGCCUAGGAAGAAGAAAUGGUACAACCUCCAUUUGAAGGUCGAUAAGAGGAAGCCGUGCCAGUAAAGUAAGAGUUACCACUCGAAUGUUUCGAGAGAAUUUGGGAAUGAGCUGGCUAGCUAUAUUCGGAUCACCCUGUUGUUGAAGUUUUUGUUCAACUGAACUUGGCACCUGUGGAUAAUCGAAGUCGGGGUGGGAGAAGAUAAGAUGCUUCUGCCGGUGAAGUCGUCCGGCUAUCAGAAGGAUGUUUCAUUAGCUUUAGUAUAUUUAAGAAGUGACAACCACUCAUUGUUAUUGUAAAAAGGAAGUCUUCUUUUUUCUUUUUGUUUCCUCUCUACGUUCAUUCUGUUAAUUUGUUCGUCUUGAUAUUUAUUAUCAGCAGAUUUACAAUGAAAUUUGCAGUUAUUCAUUCA